Molecule: messenger RNA, 3315 nt
Organism: Scophthalmus maximus (turbot)
Lineage: Eukaryota; Metazoa; Chordata; Actinopteri; Pleuronectiformes; Scophthalmidae
Gene: tomm70
Product: translocase of outer mitochondrial membrane 70 homolog A (S. cerevisiae)
Exons: 12
Coding region: 132-1868 (578 amino acids)
Molecular function (GO): protein binding
Source: RefSeq, a predicted model, not a curated record
CGCCAAUAUCCCAUGAUUCCUUGCGGCGCGCGGGUGACCUCUCGGAGCACUGGAAGAAGAAGAAGCGUCGCCUCCUGCUCACGCUGCCUGUCGCGGCUGAUACUGGCUAACCCACCGCUCGGUUGUAGAUCAUGGCUGCUUCGAAGCCAGUCGAGCCGCAGGGAGGGACCGGACUGCCCCGCUGGCAGCUGGCACUGUUGGUCGGCACCCCCAUAGUGCUGGGAGUGGGGGCGGUCUACCUGUGGAACCGCAGCAGGACGAAGGAGAGGAAGGGCGCCGGCGAGCGGAAGACGCCAGAAGGCAGCGCCAGUCCCGUGCAGGGCCAAGACGGCGAAGCUCGAGCCAACCGGGAGCAGGAGAACAUGAGCCCCUUGGAUCGGGCCCAAGGAGCAAAGAACAAGGGCAACAAGUACUUCAAGGCUGGCAAGUAUGAGAAUGCCAUCCAGUGCUACACAGAGGCCAUUGCCCUCUGCCCCAAAGAGCAGAAGGCCGAUUUGUCAACGUUUUACCAGAACAGAGCCGCAGCCUACGAACAGCAGAUGAAGUGGACAGAAGUGAUACAGGACUGCUGUCAGGCCGUGGAGCUGAAUCCACGCUAUAUCAAAGCUCUGUUCAGGAGGGCCAAGGCUCUGGAGAAACAAGACAACAAGAAGGAGUGUCUAGAGGAUGUCACAGCAGUGUGUAUUCUGGAGGCCUUCCAGAACCAACAGAGCAUGCUGCUAGCAGACAAAGUGCUGAAGCAGCUGGGGAAAGAGAAAGCCAAGGACAAGUACAAGAACCGUGAGCCGAUGAUGCCUUCACCUCAGUUCAUCAAGUCCUACUUCAGCUCGUUCACCGAUGACAUCAUCUCGCAGCCCCUGCAGAAGGGAGAGAAGAAAGAUGAAGACAAGGACAAAGAGGGCGAGGCAGCCGAGGUCACAGAGAGCUCUGGCUAUCUGAAGGCAAAACAGUACAUGGAGGAGGAGAACUAUGACAAGAUCAUCAGCGAAUGCACCAAGGAGAUUGAGUCAGGCGGUCGAUACACUGCCGAGGCCCUCCUGCUGCGCGCCACAUUCUUUCUGCUCAUUGGCAAUGCUACUGCUGCUCAGCCUGAUUUGGACCGGGUAAUCAACAUGCAGGAUGCCAAUGUGAAGCUACGAGCCAACGCUUUGAUCAAGCGUGGCAGCAUGUACAUGCAGCAGCAGCAGCCUAUGCUUUCCACACAGGACUUCAACAUGGCCGCCGAGAUUGACACACGCAACCCUGAUGUGUAUCACCACAGGGGUCAGCUGAAGAUACUGUUGGACCAGGUGGACGAGGCGGUGGGAGACUUUGACGAGUGCAUCCUGCUCAGGCCCGACUCCGCUCUGGCCCAGGCACAGAAAUGCUUUGCUCUUUACCGACAAGCAUAUACUGGAAACAACCCAUCACAAGUACAGACGGCCAUGGACGGCUUUGAGGACGUUAUCAGGAGGUUCCCAAAGUGUGCAGAGGGCUACGCUCUUUAUGCUCAGGCUUUGACUGAUCAGCAGCAAUUUGGAAAAGCAGACGAAAUGUAUGACAAGUGUAUCGAACUGGAACCAGACAACGCUACCACAUAUGUCCACAAGGGGUUGUUACAGCUGCAAUGGAAACAAGACCUUGACUUGGGUCUGGAACUCAUUAGUAAGGCCAUUGAAAUUGACAACAAGUGUGACUUUGCCUAUGAAACUAUGGGAACCAUUGAAGUGCAAAGGGGGAAUCUGGACAAGGCGAUAGAAAUGUUCAACAAAGCGAUUAAUCUUGCCAAGUCAGAGAUGGAGAUGGCUCAUUUGUAUUCGUUAUGUGAUGCAGCGUACGCCCAGACAGAAGUGGCCCGAAAGUAUGGGCUGAAACCGCCGACACUGUAACUCCCCUUCCAGUUGAUCGCCAAUCUGUCUUUAUUGCUUAACGCCAACUGUGUUAAAAUGCAACUUUACUUUGAUCUGUAAAAAAAAAUUAACAGUACUGGAUAAUAAGAGAAAAAAAAAUGGAGGGCCCUUACAUCACAUUAAAGGGGUUUGUUUUGAUGGAAAAGAGGGAUUUCUAUUCACUGUCACGGCGAGCUGUAAUCCAGACCUCUGGUACAUUAGAUAGGUUGUUGGGUUAGGGGUUGCUGAGCGGGGGGAUCUAAUCCAACUGCUGGCACAAAAAUUUGUGUCACAUAGAGAUAAAAACAUACAUGAAUUGCCAUGUAUACCAGUCUAAAUUAGUAUCAACGAUGUAUAAAUGUAAGAGAAUUGAAAUGUGUGCAGUCUGUUGAAACAAUUUCUGACUUUCAGGCUUCUGUGACACUCAAAAAUCUAUAAAAAAUACUGUGAGAGCUUGACUUAGUUCUAAUGGACUGUUCACUUGUUAAUUUAUGCUGUUCUAAAAUGUUUGUCCAGCUAUCUCCAUAUUGUAACUUACAUUAUCAGUUCCGAAUGCAAGAUUAAAAUUCUAGUCAAAUGUGUAAUUUCUAUGUUCGUAAUGCUGGAAUUGUUCCCAUGGAUAUGAGGCAACAGAGUCUAGCUUAGCAACUGUAUUUUUUUUGGUUUUGUUUUUUAAAUAAUGACAUUGCCUGUUUUCUUUUUUGUAUUUACUUUGUGCAGCAUGUUCACUGUAUGAAUAAUUGUCAAUGCAAUGCUCGUGCUGUCUUGAACACUAGGAAAACCCCAACUAUAAGAUACUUUGUGCAAAACUUAUUUUUUAAACGGCCUCUGGUGUCAAAUGUCACAAGGGUUUAGCGAGUCAGUGUUUUUUCUUUAAUUGAGAAACAGGAUUUAUUCUCUAUUUUGUUGUAAAAGGUUUAUUUUCAUGAUAUGAUUGGUUUCAUCUUUUUAAGGGGUAGACCCUAAGAUAGUGACAAGAUUUUUUUCUCUCGCGCCUUAUUGUUUCCAGCCUACAUGCAGCCCCAGACAAUAUGUUGGCACAGUGUAUGAUUUGGUUCUCAAGCAACAUCUGUAGACUGCAAAAAAAAAAAAAUUCGGCCACUAAAUGAGUGCAGAGUAGUGAGUUUUUUUAAAUUUUUAGAAAAUCAAAAUACUCCUGUUCUGUGACAUUUAUUCAGCAGUAGUGGCUACAUUUCAUCUGAAUGUGUGGUUACGCCAAAGAACCAAAUCGUGCAUUCCAGCUGCAGCUGGUGAGGACUACUUCAAAACAAAAGUCAUCUCCCUCAAAUGUGGAGAAACAAAAGGACUAAUGGUUGAAAUCUUAAACAGUUCAUCUGCAGAUACGCACUAAAAAUGUUGGCAGUUUGAUAGUCAUUGAUAUGUGUGGUGACCAAAGGGAGAGACAAUAUGAAUCCUAAUAAAGUUAUAAUUCCUGGAAUGAAUUUCA